Messenger RNA from Botrytis byssoidea, 405 nucleotides. RefSeq lists its product as uncharacterized. NCBI's taxonomy places the organism in Eukaryota, Fungi, Ascomycota, Leotiomycetes, Helotiales, Sclerotiniaceae. The record is from RefSeq and is a predicted model, not a curated record. The coding region runs from base 1 to 405 and encodes 134 amino acids. The transcript has a single exon.
AUGGCACCCGUUCGUCGCCAAGCUGCUGCUAAGAAGCCUCGCCCUCGCAAUGUGGCCAAGAUGAGAAUCGACGACACAAUCGCGCGUUGUCCCGGCGGUACCCCAGCGUACCAGCACCGGAAGGAGUUCCUUCUCGGUCGUCCCUGUUGCACCGAGGACGAAGUGAAGAUGGCACGCGGGGCUGACUACAAGCCGCUGCCCACCUACAAAGGCCUCCCGGCUGGAACAAAGAAGGCGGUUCGCCUUACUCAUGAAGAGUAUUGCCUGAUUCGGGAUUGGCGAGUGCAGAACGGGGUAGCUCCCUUCAGAAAGAAAACCUUCAAGUCCAAGUGGGGUUGGAACCAUGAAGACGGGUGGGACGUCUAUUACAUGACCCACACCGAUCAAGAUCCAUCCUACCGUUAA